This is a messenger RNA of Lymnaea stagnalis (great pond snail), 7109 nucleotides long. The record is from the annotation of a GenBank genome assembly. NCBI's taxonomy places the organism in Eukaryota, Metazoa, Mollusca, Gastropoda, Lymnaeidae.
CCAACAAAAAAGAUUAGUUAAAAUGGAUACCAAAGUAGCUAAAAAGUCUUGGGAGCUCUCUAAUAAUGUUGAAAGUGUAUCUAGUGUAGACGAUAUUUAUCGUUAUGAUUCCAAACAACAGCAAGAUAUUCUAACAGCUAAACCAUGGGAAAAAGAGUAAGUUCUUUGUGACAAUAUUUAUUAUUUAUGGAUAUUUAACCCAUUUGAUACGAGCCAAUUUUUAAUUUUAGACUUUCGGUGCCAAGACAUGACAUAAUCAUUCUUGAUAAGACUGAUCCCUUUUAAGUUCACAAGUUCAUCCUUUAGCCUUUAGUUUGCAGAAAAAAUAUAUAUUAAAAAGAAAGUAAUGACUUAACAAAUAUAACAAUUGCGGUAAAUUUACGUAAUCUGAGCCACUUAUUUCCCACAGCCGCCAUCUUAGUUGCCAUGACCCAUGGCGGGCCAUUAAAAUAAUCACACUUCUGAAAGCCCAUGAUAAUACCUUGAAAGAGCCUUGCAGUUGAUCACUCACAUUUUGUAAACACUAAAAGUACCAUAAAUGACGUCAUGGCUGAUCAAGUCAAAUUAGGCCAGAUGCAUUUUUACCUGGUUCUUUCAAGAAUAUUGGCAUUAUAGAAUAGCAGCUAGAAAAUCUGAGGAAACUGGGUAUAAUCAAUUUAUGAUGUUCCUCCUACCUAUCAAUCAAGUACGGUAGCAAUGACUUAAAGUCUCUCUCAGUCCCUUUAGACAACCGCUUGUCGUCCAGUAUACUGCAGGAAAGAAGAGUGGAAGAAAAUAAUAACAACCACCCCAAAAAUUGGAAGGUUUGGCUUUGUCUGCAUUGCUAUUCCCAGCAUUGAUAAAUGGUCAGGAUACCUUGGCAGAGCCAUGGCAUGGACCCCGUAACCCCUGCAGUUGGAGGGGGCCUCCGACAUUUAACUUGCCCAAAUUUUUUAUUUGGAAAACAAGUAUCAGUUUGAAUGCAUGGAGCAUAAAACUGAUAAGUCACAAUUGGCCUCCAAAAGUCAAGUAUCGGCUCUGGUACUUUAGUAGUGAUACUCAGUUGGAAGUGGAGUGUUAGGACUUUUGGACUCAUUAUUUCCUGAUGUGGAAGGAGUCAUGGUUUAAAUUUAAAACUAAAUACCAAAGAUAAUGAUAUAGGUGGCAAUGCACUACACAGUUUUGGGGUGUAAACCUUUAAGUUUAAGGUUUCUUUUUAUGGAAAAUUUAUUCCACUUAUGAAUAGAGGGUUCAAGGUGUGGAAAUUAUUAGGGAUUGUUCCUUAAUAGCUUAAGAUUAAAAAAGCUUAGGAUAAAAAUAUAUGGGCCUAUAUCAGGGGUUUCCAAACGCCGUCCAUCAGGCCAGCUCUCAUAAAAUGACCUCAAGGCUAGAUGGAGAUAAAAAAAACAAGAAAACUAUUGAUUUUUACUUAUUUCCUCUUCCUAAAAAUCAAUACCUGAUAUUGGCAUUUCUUUUUUAUUUAUUAUUCUGCAGUCCACAUUACUUCAAGCACAUCAAAAUAUCUGCACUGGCAUUGCUAAAAAUGGUCAUGCAUGCACGAUCUGGUGGAAAUCUAGAGGUGAUGGGUCUCCUUCUUGGAAAAGUUGAUGGUAACACAAUGAUUGUGAUGGAUGGUGUGGCUUUGCCAGUGGAAGGAACUGAAACAAGGGUCAAUGCCCAAGCUCAGGCAUAUGAAUACAUGGCUGCCUACACUGAAGCUGCAAAACAAGUACUAUUUGGGAGUCAAAUUUUUUAUUUUUUUACAAAUCACUUAUUACAAUUAAUCUUCUGCUUUUUAGCUAAAUGUUUUUUGUUUUUCACAAGUGGAAACUGACUAGACUGUUUUCUUGUUAUUAGGUGAAAAGACUUGAAAAUGCAAUAGGCUGGUACCAUAGUCAUCCAGGAUACGGAUGCUGGUUGUCUGGCAUAGAUGUUUCCACACAGAUGCUAAACCAGCAGUUUCAAGAACCUUUUGUAGCAAUUGUGGUAACAAUUCUUGAGAAAAAAAAUCAGAUAGUUUCAAUGUUGGAAACCUCAAAUACAUUUGGUGUUAAUGUCAUAUAAAUAUACAUUGGUAGUUCCCUAAAAUCGUGACAGAAAUUUUUCAUUUAUUUCCUAAAUAAAAAAUCAUACGAUUAAGCCCAUAUUACCAUUUAGUCUUAAUGCACAUUUUAAAUUUGUAUCAGUUUUAAGGUUCCUUUGCUUUACCUUUAUAAACGUUUUUUUUAAAAUGUAGUUAUCUAACAUCUUCCUACCUAAGGUAUACUCCAAGUCAAUUUAAUUAACUAAAAUACAGUGUAGGAUUUUUUAACCCUUGUAGAUGUUAUUUAAGGACUCUGCAAGAAUAUUGUCUUGUUGUUAGUUCAAUUUGUAUUUCUUGUUUCUUUUUUUAAAUUCAGAUUGAUCCAGUCCGUACAAUCUCAGCUGGAAAAGUCAACAUUGGUGCUUUCAGAACAUAUCCAAAGGUAUUCAAAUGCAUGAUGAUUUUUUUAAGCCUUUAAUAAUCUCAUAAUUCAUGAGAAACUGAUUUCAUUCAUGAGUACAGAUUUUCUCAAUGGAGCUGUUCAUAAAGGAUGUUCGCAUAAAAAUUACACAUUCUCCCUCCCAACCCCCCCCCCCCCCUUUUUUCACCCUCAAUAAGUCUUCAAAUAUAAAUUAUCCUAUUAAAGUCAACCAAAGCUUAGAACUGCAUGAAGCGAGUAGAUAUUGAACUGCGACCCACCAAGAAUCGAGGCCUGGGACCCACCUUCAGAAUGGGACUCGGACCAGGAGCUCUGCAGACAAAUUUUGCAGCCGCCUGAUAGCCUAGCUCACAAUGUCUCAUGUAAUCUGGCAAUGGUGUGUAAAAAUUGGCCGGGAAACCCACUUGGCAGGGCAACCAGAUUUAGAGGGAAAAAAUUUAGAGUCCAAACUCACCUUGUUUACUUUUGUUGAUUAAUGACAACCAAAUAUAUAGAGUGAUCUCCCUCAUUAAGUUUUUACUAACUAGUUGGUGUUUUAAGAUUACAAUUUAUUUCGCAAGUAGAUCAUCCAUAGAAGAUGCAAACUUGCCAACCCUUCCCAUUUUGUCAGAUUUAUACAGAUUUUUUACCCCUCAUUCCGACAAAGCCUUUAAAAUUCAGAUUUUCCGAACAUUAUAAUUUUUCCCUCAUUAAAAACAUGCAAGUGACAUAAAAAAAAAUUGGGUACGACAGGAAGUGGUGCAAAUUUGAUGAUGCCAUUUCCUUUGUUUUUACAAAGUGUCUACAUGUCCGGUGACCGAACGAAUAUCUUGAAAACUUAUUAUAAAUUUGACCAAGUCACAUGACCCCCAUACCAAAUUUGCACGAGAUAUUUGUCCGUCAGCCUUGUCACGUGACCACUAAUAGUCGAUCAGAGUUCACAGUACUUCAUAACAACAAAUUUAAGAUAUUCUGGACAUUUUGUAAAAAAGAAAUAUGUUCUGUUCUACAAAAGAAACACUAGAACCAUUGCUGGUAUAUAUAAUGAACAGAUGGUAAAAAGGGACAUGUUAAAUAAAGCGUGACAUGCCCGCCAAAUGAAUAUCUCAUGCUCUAUUUGUCCGGUUGCCAAACGUGUAGACACUGCCUUGUUUUUUGUUUUUAAUGAAGCAAACCGGGAUCUCCAAAUCAUUCUUCAAUCAUCAAUUGAUCUGAUAGUGAUUCAUCCUUUUACUAGGCUCAAAAAUAAUUCAGUUGUAUUGUGCCUUAUUUUUUUUGGUUAAAACUUUGCUUAAUUAAAUGGAUAAAUCUAUUGAAAGUGGUUGGUACAAUGAUAUUAUUAAACAUAUUUGGACGAUUCAGUUAUCAGAUCGGAAUUUUUAUUCACCAUCUUUCUUAUUGAAGGAAAUAUUUCGCCGGCAUCCCCCCCCCCCUUUUACAGAUUUUGUUCUUGGCAGCUGAAGAUGUCAACAAAUUAAAUGUCUUAAACAACCUGGAAUACAAGCAGCAUAUAAUAAAAGAUGCUAGCGUGUGGACAUCCAAAUUGAUAAAUUUAUUGAAAGUGGUUUGUACAAUUAUAUUAUUAAACAUAUUUUGACGAUUCAGUUAUCAGAUCGGAAUUUUUUUUCACCAUCUUUCUUAUUGAAGGAAAUAUUUCGCCGGCAUCCCCCCCCCCCCUUUUACAGAUUUUGUUCUUGGCAGCUGAAGAUGUCAACAAAUUAAAUGUCUUAAACAACCUGGAAUACAAGCAGCAUAUAAUAAAAGAUGCUAGCGUGUGGACAUCCACAGGAUUCUUUACACCCCUUGUCCUCUUUUUGAAUGACCUUCACCCCUUUUGCUGGAUGUCCUUUAUGAAUGACCCCAAUGGAAUAUUCAUUGUUUUCAUCCUCUUAGUUUUCAUUAUGUGAACUGAUACUCAAGACUGAUAUACUGUUAUAUCAGUCUGGUUAUUAGAAACAUUUUAAGAUGUUUGUAUAAAAGUACACUUGCACUAGUCUUAUAUACAGGGAUACAAACCACCAGAUGAGCACCCUUCCGAGUAUCAGUCCAUUCCACUCAAUAAGAUUGAAGAUUUUGGAGUUCACUGCAAGGCGUAAGUUGGUGUUAUUACCUUUUAUAUAUACUAUGGAUCUAGUUAAUUCAGCUUUGUACAAAUAUUUUUACUGAAUAUUUGAUAUUGUCGCAAUUAUUUAUUACUCUAAAAAAAUAAUAAUUAGUUUACUUGGACUGUUAAAAUUGUUGAAAAUAUUUUUGUAUUUAAAUGCCAUGGAAACCAAUCCAUUUGGCAACAAGUUUGUUGAUUUAAAAUAUAUUAAUUUAAUAUGAAUUUCAUGGCGAAUUUUUAGAAAUCUUAGAUUAUAAGUAUAUGCUAUUUUAGUUUUAUAUUUCACUUUUAUUUAGCACAAGCUAUUUCUAGUCAUUGCAUUAGAGCAACUUAAGUGAAAAACAAAUCAUGCCAACGCUUACUUUAAUAUGUCAUGCUAAUCAAUUACCAGUUACUAUCCCUUGGAAAUGUCAUACUUCAAGUCUUCAAUGGACAGGCGCCUUCUGGAAUCUUUGUGGAAUAAAUAUUGGGUCAAUACUCUGAGUUCAUCCAGUCUUCUAACUGUACGUAGUGUGUACUUAUUUUAGGGACUGUGUCUAUCUCAAGGGGGGCGUCUGUAUAUUAGAUUUUCUCUUAACAAUGUGUAUGUGUACAAAGUUAAGAGUCAAAGAAUCUUAAAACGUUGCUGUCAUUGUUGUGACCAAUGUGUCCCCACAGUCUUCUGUUUGUUUACUUUACUAAUGAAGUCAGUCUUGUGUAAUUUUGCACCAAUUGAAUAAAUCUUCUUUGAUUCUCAAUUUAAAAAAAGAAGAUUAAAUUUCUUUUGGUGAAUUUCAAUAUUGGCCAAAUUAGGGGUGAAAUUAAAGUAGCAGUUUGUUUAAUAAAACAAAACAGUGAUAAAUAAAAACAAGUUGGUUUUAUUUUAAUGAAAAUUUACUGGUGUGGGGGUAAAAAUUAUUUUUUAGUGUCACCGCUUUUGGUCCUAAAAUGUAAAAAAAAAUAAAUCAUUUUUUUUUCAGAAUGCUGAUUACACAACAGGCAUGGUCUUUGAUUUAUCUGACAAACUUGAGCAAUCCGAGUCCCAGUUGGGCCGUGGCGGUCUUAUAGGAACAGAUACACAGGACAAGAAGACAGAGGAUAAACUUACUAAAGCAACAAAGGAUGGGUAGGUUCAAGUGAAACAAUUGACUUGAAAUGCAUUUUUACAGAGUUUGGCACUAUAAUGGUUUCUUUCUCUAGAUAAUGCUACAACCACAUGAAGAAAUGUUCUUAACCAUUAAGAUUUUAAUCUUUCAUUUAUCCGCAGUUGUAAGACUACAAUGGAAGUACUGCAUGGUUUGAUGUCGCAAGUAAUCAAAGAUAGACUUUUCAAUCAAGUACACUGUAAGGCUAUAGACGAGGUUCAGCAAGCACAGCCAACAGCUCAGUAAAUUUUAGUGAUGCAUUUUAGGAAAUUUUCUUUAAGUGAAUAUAACAUGUAAAUAAUAUCCUCUGUCACGCAAGUAUUGGAAAUAUGUUUGCUUAAAGAAGGAGGUCAUGGGUUUUUUUUUCAAGAAUUGAAAGCAUUAUUAUAAUUAUGAAAAUAAGUUCUAAGCGCAACUAUCUAAAUAAAUUUCUUGAUACAGCCAGUGAUCGACUUACGACCAGGAUCGGUUCUGACAGACUGGUCGUAACAGGAUUUGGGCUUAAGUUGAGUACGCUAUGUGAACAGUAAUGUGAAGUAAUGUUAUAAAAAUAUUUAAGUUAAAUUAUAUCAUAAUUUCUUUUAUUAUUGUUAUAAAUCAUAAUUUGAGAUGGGAGUUCAAAUUUUAAAACUCUGAAGAGCUCUCUAAUCAAUAAGCUUUAGCGGCGCUUGGGGAAGUCAAUGGACCUAGGUUUAUUGAUGACACCGGCUAGCAGCAUAGCAUCAUCAUGGCAUUAUGCCUCCCUUUCCUUAGUUAGCGACCGCUGAUGAUUGCAGACGACGCCGUUCGACUGAUAAGUGAGGCAGAAAUAAAUUUGAAAUCUAAUAUGGCUAGUGAUUGUGGUCGUAAAGUCGAUUGGUCGUAAGUUGCUUAGGUCGUUGUUGAGCACUGGCAGUAUAGUGUUUUUCGACAUGGUCUUGCUUGUAGCAGAAAGGGAAAUAUUUUUAUUGAAUACUGAAUUUCCUUUGUCAUUUAUUUUUAUAGUAAGAAGUGCAAUCAUGGUUAAUGUAAAAUAGAUACUGUAUUUUGUGAAUAAUUAAUCUCAAAAUCAGUGUUUGCACAUUAAAAUAUCUCCAUCACAAUUUAAGAUACUUUUUUUUUAAAUAUCUUCAGUUAGUUUUGUAAUGACCAAUAAAAUAAUAAUUUGUGUUUGUUGGAAGUUGUUUAAAUAUUUAUGAUUUUUCAGUUUAAAGUAUUUUAUGAGUCAUGUUUGUUAAAAGCAAGUUAACCAUUGAAGUUUUACCAUUUACUUUGUUGGAAGUAGUUUAAAUAUUUAUUAUUUGUCAGUUCAAAGUAUUUCCUGAGUCAUAUUUUGUUAAACGAAGUUAACCAUUCAUUGAAGUUUUUCCUUUUUUUUCCUGGUAAGGAAGUAUCUUGUCUUGAAAUGUUUUAGAGGUUUUCUACUUGAUGAUUUACCCACAAGACUAUACCAUCAUAAAGCAGAAUUAAAUCUCUAAUUGC